This is a messenger RNA of Dipodomys ordii (Ord's kangaroo rat), 2989 nucleotides long. RefSeq names its product chondroitin polymerizing factor (gene Chpf). Gene Ontology annotation, molecular function: glucuronosyl-N-acetylgalactosaminyl-proteoglycan 4-beta-N-acetylgalactosaminyltransferase activity. Gene Ontology annotation, cellular component: Golgi cisterna membrane. The record is from RefSeq and is a predicted model, not a curated record. The transcript is spliced from 4 exons. Lineage: Eukaryota; Metazoa; Chordata; Mammalia; Rodentia; Heteromyidae. Bases 210 to 2534 code for a protein of 774 amino acids.
CUCCGGCCCCCAGGGCAGCUGGAGGGAAGUCGGAGCCACGCUCGGGAGAGUCGGCUCGGGCCGCUGGCUGCGCUCGGUGAGGGGGGCGCGGGCUCGUUCGCGGGGCCCGGGCCCUGCGGAUCCGCCCCUUCCCCGGUCCCGCCCCCCUCGGAGCCUGCCGGGGCUGCUCUGGGGCUGCGCGGGGGCCGGGGGCCCGCUGUCCGGGCGCCAUGCGGGCGUCGCUGCUGCUGUCGGUGCUGCGGCCCGCAGGGCCCGUGGCCGUGGGCAUCUCCCUGGGCUUCACCCUGAGCCUGCUCAGCGUCACCUGGGUGGAGGAGCCGUGCGGCCCGGGGCCGCCCCAACCCGGGGAGUCUGAGCUGCCGCCGCGCGGCAACACCAACGCGGCGCGCCGGCCCAACUCGGUGCAGCCUGGAGCUGAGCGCGAGAGGCCCGGGGCCGGCGAAGGCACCGGGGAGAACUGGGAGCCGCGUGUCUUGCCCUACCAUCCGGCACAACCCGGCCAGGCCGCCAAGAAGGCCGUCAGGACUCGAUACAUCAGCACAGAGCUGGGCAUCAGGCAGAAGCUUCUAGUGGCAGUUAUGACCUCACAGGCCACAUUGCAUACACUGGGUGUGGCCGUGAAUCGAACUCUGGGGCACCGGCUAGAACGCGUGGUGUUCCUAACAGGCGCUCGAGGUCGCCGGAUACCUUCAGGAAUGGCAGUAGUAACAUUGGGUGAGGAGCGGCCUAUUGGACACCUGCACCUGGCAUUACGCCACCUGCUGGAGCAGCACGGAGAUGACUUUGAUUGGUUCUUCCUAGUGCCUGAUGCCACCUACACCGAAGCUCAUGAACUGGCACGCCUAACUGGCCACCUCAGUCUGGCCACUGCUACCCAUCUCUACCUUGGCCGGCCCCAGGACUUCAUCGGUGGGGAGCCCACCCCAGGCCGUUACUGCCACGGAGGCUUUGGGGUGCUGUUGUCACGCACGCUGCUACAGCAGCUGCGCCCCCACCUGGAAGGCUGCCGCAACGACAUUGUCAGUGCACGCCCUGAUGAGUGGCUGGGACGCUGCAUCCUUGAUGCUACUGGAGUGGGCUGUACUGGUGACCACGAGGGGGUGCACUACAGCUAUCUGGAGCUGAGCCCUGGGGAGCCUGUGAAAGAUGGGGACCCUCGUUUCCGAAGUGCCCUGACAGCCUACCCUGUCCGUGACCCUGUGCACAUGUACCAGUUGCACAAGGCUUUUGCCCGAGCAGAGCUGGAGCGCACAUACAAGGAGAUCCAGGAGUUGCAGUGGGAGAUCCAGAACACCAGCCAACUGGCAGCUGAUGGGGAACGGGCUGCUGCCUGGCCAGUGGGCAUUCCAGCCCCAUCCCGCCCUGCCUCACGAUUUGAAGUCCUUCGCUGGGACUAUUUCACAGAGCAGCAUGCCUUCUCCUGUGCCGAUGGCUCACCACGCUGCCCACUGCGUGGGGCCGACCGGGCGGAUGUGGCUGAUGUUCUGGGAGCAGCCCUGGAGGAGCUCAACCGUCGCUACCACCCAGUCCUGCGACUCCAGAUGCAGCAUCUGGUUAAUGGCUACCGUCGCUUUGAUCCGGCCAGGGGUAUGGAGUACAUGCUAGACUUGCAGCUGGAGGCACAGACCCCCCAGGGUGGCCGCCGGCCCCUCACCCACCGGGUGCAGCUCCUGCGGCCUCUGAGCCGCGUGGAGAUCCUGCCUGUGCCCUAUGUCACUGAGGCCUCACGGCUCACUGUGCUGCUGCCUCUGGCUGCAGCCGAAUGUGAUCUGGCUCCUGGCUUCCUGGAGGCCUUCGCCACUGCCGCCCUGGAGCCUGGAGACGCAGCAGCCCUGACCCUGCUGCUGCUGUAUGAGCCACGCCAGGCCCAGCGGGCGGCCCAUGCGGAUGUCUUCGCACCUGUCAAGGCCCACGUGGCAGAGCUAGAGCGGCGUUUCCCUGGUGCCCGGGUGCCCUGGCUCAGUGUGCAGACGGCUGCACCUUCCCCACUACGCCUCAUGGAUCUACUGUCCAAGAAGCACCCACUGGACACACUGUUCCUGCUGGCCGGGCCAGACACAGUGCUCACUCCUGACUUCCUGAAUCGCUGCCGCAUGCACGCCAUCUCUGGCUGGCAGGCUUUCUUUCCCAUGCACUUCCAAGCCUUCCACCCAGCCGUUGCUCCACCACAAGGACCUGGACCACCAGAGCUGGGCCGUGACACAGGCCAUUUUGAUCGUCAAGCAGCCAGCGAGGCCUGCUUCUACAACUCGGACUACGUGGCUGCCCGUGGGCGGCUGGCCGCAGCCUCAGAGCAGGAGGAGGAGCUGCUGGAGAGCCUGGAUGUGUACGAGCUGUUCCUGCGGUUCUCUAACCUGCACGUGCUGCGAGCCGUGGAGCCAGCCCUGCUACAGCGCUACCGGGCCCAGUCGUGCAGCGCACGGCUCAGUGAGGAUCUGUACCACCGCUGCCGCCAGAGUGUGCUGGAGGGCCUCGGCUCCCGAACCCAGCUCGCCAUGCUGCUUUUUGAGCAGGAGCAGGGCAAUAGCACCUGAUCCCCACCCUGGGCCCCUGUACCCUGGCAUGGCCUCGCCUUGCCCCACUCCUCCCCAGCAACAACCCGGAGUCAGCCUGCCAGCCUUACUGGACAGGAGUGGCUGCAGCCUCAGACUCCGGGGCAGCCCCCUAGUCCUGUCUGGGUUGUAGGUCCCUGGACUCAGGACAGCCAUGGGGAACAUGUCUCCCCCCACCCAGCCACCCCUCUUGACCCAAGCCUAGUCUUCCUGCCCUCUUGACGCUGCUGAUUCAGGCUGUGGCCUUCGUGUAUUUAUGCAGUACUGUCUGCCCGCCUGACGCCAGCCACACCUUCAGGGUCUUGUUCUGGAGGCUGGGCUGCAGAUGAGUUGUUGGAGAAGGGGGAGCCAAGAGAAAGGAGGAGACAUCUUCUCCCUUCUAGACCCCCUAAUGAAGUGCUCUGCCUUUAAUAAACUGGCUGAAUGUGGACUGGUAA